This is a messenger RNA of Ophidiomyces ophidiicola, 1203 nucleotides long. RefSeq lists its product as uncharacterized. Lineage: Eukaryota; Fungi; Ascomycota; Eurotiomycetes; Onygenales; Onygenaceae. Gene Ontology annotation, biological process: regulation of mRNA processing; protein phosphorylation; spliceosomal complex assembly. The coding region runs from base 1 to 1203 and encodes 400 amino acids. The record is from RefSeq and is a predicted model, not a curated record. Gene Ontology annotation, molecular function: ATP binding; protein kinase activity. The transcript has 5 exons.
AUGAGCUCUCACUCCCAGGCUAUUCCUAUUGUGGAAGAGACCCAGAAUCCCGAUUACGAUCCGAAAAAAUUUUAUCCUGCCCGCAUCGGAGAGACUUUACACAGCAAAUACUGCCUAAUCUCGAAGCUUGGGUUUGGAAGUGGCUCAACCGUCUGGCUAGCCAAAGACGUCUCGCGAUGGCGUUGGCAGAGCAAUAAAUAUGUGGCGAUCAAAAUUACAAACUCGAAGCCCGAAGAUCGAACCGCCGCUCGAAAUGAAAUACAAAUUCACAGGCAGAUAUCACAAGUGCAUUCCAGCCAUGAGGGCCAGAACUUCGUGCGGCAGCUUGAGGAAUCAUUUGAGAUCAAAGGCCCAUUUGGCAGUCAUGAUUGUCUAGUGUUUGAGCCUCUGAGAGAGUCUAUCUGGAUGUUAGGCAGACGAUUUGGGCCAAUUGGAUUGCCACCACCCUUAGCUAAGGCAUUUCUCAGAGUCAUUUUGACCAGCCUAGAUUACUUGCACACUGAAUGUCAUGUAAUCCAUACAGAUCUAAAAGCUGACAACUUUAUUUUGGCAUUUGAGGACUCUGCUGUUCUUGAGGACUAUGUACAAGAACAAGACAGAAAUCCAGCAUCCUUUACAGAAAUUGAUGGUCGUCCCAUAUAUGAGUCGCGUCCUGAUUUUGGGCCUCUUAGGAAGGGUGUUGGAAGGCUCAAGACAAUUGAUUUUGGUACUGCUGUCUCUGGCGGUGUAUUGAAGCCACACAAUCAUGAUAUCCAGCCUCUACAGUUUUCUGCUCCUGAAGUCAUUCUUCGAGCCACAUGGACAUAUAGCACAGAUAUCUGGAAUCUGGGCACAAUGCUCUGGGAGAUAUUCACCGAAGCACCGCCAUUCAGCGGAUGUGGCCCUGGAAGCACCACAUAUUCAGUGGAAGCACAUCUAGCCCAAAUGAUCCGUCUGCUUGGACCUCCGCCACCGGAGUUGUUAUCCAGAGGCGACCCGGCAAUAGUUUCGCGCCUAUUUUCAAAAGAAGGCGAAUUUAAGUAUCCUCAUUUGAUUCCCCCUGAUGGAUACGGCCUCUCGAGCAUUACGCCCUUUCUCGAAGGUGAAGAUAAGCGACUUUUUUUGGAGUUCGCGAAACGGAUGCUUAAAUGGCUUCCAGAGCAGCGCGCUACCGCAGCAGAACUGAUUGAGGACCCCUGGUUAACCUUUAACCUGAAGAUUUGA